This is a messenger RNA of Medicago truncatula (barrel medic), 941 nucleotides long. Its product is annotated as protein NOI4. Bases 493 to 741 code for a protein of 82 amino acids. Lineage: Eukaryota; Viridiplantae; Streptophyta; Magnoliopsida; Fabales; Fabaceae. The record is from RefSeq and is a predicted model, not a curated record. The transcript is spliced from 3 exons. Gene Ontology annotation, cellular component: plasma membrane.
AACGUAAGUUAAUGUACAUCAAAGUACAGAUUAUAUUUUCCUUCUUAUAUAUAAUUAAAAAAAGAAUUGAUCAUGCAGCACUGUUGCCACCUUUUGCAAGAAUCUUAGAAUUUUUUUAAUCUGUUGACUGCUGUCCUAAUUAUAUGGAUAAUAUGUUAAUUUAUUUACCAUAAAUAGUUAUCGGUGACUUUUUAACGGAAACAGAGUGUUAUUAGAGGGUUAAUAUUGUUAAAAAUGUAGAUUAAAAUAGCUGUAAUGAUAGUAUAAUAAUAUUAACGUAAAUCCAACAGCUAGUUUUCGCUGCAGUUUGUUUCUCAUUCUGCAGCCUUUAUAUAAAAUGUUGUAUUUCAAGCUUUUUCUUAUUCAAUUCCACCUCACAUCUUUUAUUUCUUUUUAAUAAUUAAUCUUCAUUCGUUUUACUCAUAAUUCUAACCAUCUUCCAAGAAUUUCUUCUGGUGUUGUUGAAUAUCAUCACAAAGCAGCUUCAAUCUCAUGGCUUCGUAUUCAGAACAAGAUGGAAAGCCUCUACCCAAAUUUGGGGAAUGGGAUGUAAAUGAUCCAUCCUCAGCUGAAGGGUUUACUGUUAUAUUCAAUAAAGCUAGAGAUGACAAGAAAAUUGCUUCUGCAUCUGGAAGAUUUCCUUCACAACGACGAUAUGACUCUCGCACCGGUCGCACCAACGAUAAUAAUAAAAAUUUAAAGGCUUCCUCAAAGAAAAAAUGGCUUUGCUUUGGCGCUUAGACGAUGAUAUAAAGAUGCAUAUGUAGUUUUUGAUGUCGGCACAUGUGAUUACAAUUAAUCUCAUCAAUACGAGGCAAAGGGGAGAAACUUAGAAUGAAAAAAAUAGUUCAGCUUGCUCAAAUCAUCCGCGUAGCUUCUAGAUGUUGAUUUUAUGCAUCAAGCUACUUUAUUAUACUCCUAAGCAACAUUAAAAGUUUAAU